Molecule: messenger RNA, 1362 nt
Organism: Microplitis demolitor
Lineage: Eukaryota; Metazoa; Arthropoda; Insecta; Hymenoptera; Braconidae
Product: actin, muscle
Exons: 3
Coding region: 149-1279 (376 amino acids)
Biological process (GO): mitotic cytokinesis
Source: RefSeq, a predicted model, not a curated record
UUGGCUCGGACCGAUAUGGAUAAAGGGAUCCCACACUGCUGCUAGAACGACACUCGUUUCUUGGUCCCUUGGAAGACGAACGCCUUCAGCGCGUCGCCGAUAUAUUUUAAUUUCGCUCACGAAAAAGUUUUUAUAAAAUCCUAUCAAGAUGUGUGAUGAUGAUGUUGCGGCGCUCGUUGUGGACAAUGGAUCCGGUAUGUGCAAAGCUGGCUUCGCUGGAGAUGAUGCUCCACGAGCUGUAUUCCCCAGCAUUGUUGGUCGCCCAAGACAUCAGGGUGUGAUGGUGGGUAUGGGUCAAAAAGACUCGUACGUUGGUGAUGAAGCUCAGAGCAAGAGAGGUAUUCUUACCUUGAAAUACCCCAUUGAGCACGGUAUCAUCACCAACUGGGAUGAUAUGGAGAAGAUCUGGCAUCACACUUUCUACAAUGAACUCCGUGUUGCCCCAGAAGAGCACCCAGUUCUUCUUACUGAGGCUCCACUCAACCCAAAGGCCAACCGUGAAAAGAUGACCCAAAUCAUGUUUGAAACCUUCAACAGUCCGGCCAUGUACGUCGCCAUCCAGGCCGUUCUUUCAUUGUACGCUUCUGGUCGUACCACUGGUAUUGUAUUGGACUCUGGUGAUGGUGUCUCACACACAGUACCAAUUUACGAAGGUUACGCUCUACCCCAUGCCAUCCUCCGUUUGGACUUGGCUGGUCGUGACUUGACCGACUACCUCAUGAAGAUCCUCACCGAGAGAGGAUACUCCUUCACCACCACCGCUGAGCGGGAAAUUGUCCGUGACAUCAAGGAAAAACUCUGUUACGUCGCCCUGGACUUUGAACAGGAAAUGGCCACCGCCGCAGCCUCCACCUCACUCGAGAAGAGCUACGAGCUUCCCGACGGUCAAGUCAUCACCAUCGGAAACGAAAGAUUCCGUUGUCCCGAGGCCCUGUUCCAACCAUCCUUCUUGGGUAUGGAAUCUUGCGGUAUCCACGAAACCGUCUACAACUCCAUCAUGAAGUGUGACGUCGAUAUCCGUAAGGACUUGUACGCCAACACCGUCCUCUCCGGAGGUACCACUAUGUACCCAGGUAUUGCUGACCGUAUGCAGAAAGAAAUCACCGCCCUCGCCCCAUCAACCAUCAAGAUCAAGAUCAUCGCUCCACCUGAAAGGAAAUACUCCGUAUGGAUCGGAGGUUCCAUCCUCGCCUCUCUGUCCACCUUCCAACAGAUGUGGAUCUCCAAACAAGAGUACGACGAAUCCGGUCCCGGAAUCGUCCACCGCAAGUGCUUCUAAGCAGCAAAUAACAUGUAAAGCUCCACUGACAGCCACCUCGCCUACAAUCACCAUCACAAUGCAUUGCCAUAUCGGGAUCUUAA